This is a messenger RNA of Rosa chinensis, 4825 nucleotides long. RefSeq names its product putative disease resistance RPP13-like protein 1. The record is from RefSeq and is a predicted model, not a curated record. NCBI's taxonomy places the organism in Eukaryota, Viridiplantae, Streptophyta, Magnoliopsida, Rosales, Rosaceae. Gene Ontology annotation, molecular function: ADP binding. The transcript is spliced from 6 exons. The coding region runs from base 140 to 3871 and encodes 1243 amino acids. Gene Ontology annotation, biological process: defense response to other organism; signal transduction.
CAUGAUGACUUUGACUGGAAAAAAACCAAGGGGCAUCCAACCAUAAAAGAAAAAGAGAAAGAAGGGGCUUGAAUACUGAAUCUUAUCUACACAACCCAGUUCCCACUCAAAUCUCAGAUUUUGAUCUGUUGCUUCAUUCAUGGCUCAGUUCCGAGGUCACAAGUCCUCCCUUUCCAGGUAUACUUCCUCUCGUUAUCCAUAUAGGUAUCACGUGUUCCUGAGCUUCAGAGGUGAAGACACCCGAAAGAACUUCACUGAUCACCUCUACACGGCCCUUGUCAACGCCGGAUUUGAGACUUUCUGGGAUGACCUAGAAAUUGAGAGAGGGGAAAAUGUCAAGGAAAGGCUUGAGAAUGGCAUUCAACAGUCACGAAGUUCCGUGAUUGUGUUUUCAAAAGACUACACCUCUUCCAGAUGGUGUCUGGACGAGCUUGUCAUGAUUCUUGAACGCAAGAGGACCUCCGAUCAUGUCGUGUUCCCGGUCUACUAUGAUAUUGGUCCAUCUCAAUUGAGGAAGCAGGCAGAAACUCUUUCAAAGGUUCCUAAAUACCAAGAAAAUCAAUCGUCGGAGAAGUUGAAUGGAUGGCGAGCAGUGCUUGGAGAAGUUGCAGAUCUAGCAGGAAAUGUUUUAAAAAAUGAAGCUGACGGGUACGAGUCAAAGUUCAUCCAAAAAAUUGUUACAGUGAUUCAGGACAAGCUAGGUCAUGUGCCCCUGACCGAUGUCCAGGAGGUGUUACAGAAGAAGUUGUUGUUUAUAAACCCUUACCUCGAUGACGCCGAGGGGAAGCAACUGAAAUUCCCAACUGUGAAGGCAUGGCUCAAUGAGCUUAAAGAAGCUGUCUAUGAUACCGAGGACCUAUUGCAGGAGAUCAAGACAGAAGCAUUAAGACAAAAGAUGGAACCCGAAUCUGGAAGUAGCACGAGUAAGGUAGAAGAGCUCAACUCUAGUCUUCCAUUUCAUGCUUUUGAUUCAACAUCAAUAUACCGGAGGGCAGAGGAAUUUCAUAAGAAACUAGACUCCAUUAUGGAGCGGAGAAGAGACGUCUUCGGUAUGGAAGCAACUGUUGGAUACAAGGUAUCACAAACAACAUCGUCAACUUCUUUUCUCGAAGACUCUGGUGUGUUUGGUAGAGAUGACGAGAAGGAGACACUUAUUGAAUUGUUGCUAUCAGAUUAUGAGAGUGGCAAUAAGAUAAGUGUGAUUCCUAUUGUGGGUAUGGGUGGGAUUGGAAAGACCACCCUUGCCCAAUUUUUGUACAACGAUGAUAGAGUUGAACAACAUUUUGACAAAAAAGCAUGGGCUUCUGUUUCUGAAAAAUUUGAUGUUCUCCAGAUCUCAAAAAAAAUUUAUGAGUCCCUUACAUUAAAGGCCUGCGACGUUCAGUACUUAGAUCCACUUCAGUCAAUAUUGAAGGCGGAAUUGAAGGGGAAAAAGGUUUUCUUUGUUUUUGAUGACGUGUGGAAUAAGAGUUAUACUGAAUGGGAGAAGUUAAGGCGUCCUUUUCAAUUUGGAGCACCUGGAAGUAAGAUUAUUGUCACAACACGCAAUCAAGAUGUUGCACGUAUGGUGUGUACUCUUCAAGCUCACUGUCUCAGGCCACUGUCUGCAGAAGAUAGCUGGUCAUUAUUUGAAAAACAUGCCAUCAAAAAUACAGGUGUUGGUCCACACUCACAUCUUGAAGAAAUAGGUAGACAAAUUGUACAAAAGUGCAAUGGUCUUCCUUUGGCUAUUAAGUCCCUUGGGGGUCUGUUAUGUUCUAAAUCAGCUGUGAAGGAAUGGGAAAGUAUAUUGUACAGUGAGAUGUGGGAGUUGCCACAGGAGGAGAGUGGCAUUCUGCCAUCUCUUUGGUUGAGCUAUAUGUACCUGCCUUCACAACUCAAACAUUGUUUUGCAUAUUGUUCGAUAUUUCCCAAGAACUAUGUGUUCAAAACAUCAAAAAUAUUGGUUUACUUGUGGAUGGCUGAAGAUCUAUUGCAACCUAAAAAACACAAAACUGCAGAAGAAAUCGGACAAGAUUACUUCAAUGAUCUAAUCUCAAUGUCAUUUUUUCAAGUUUCAUCAAGGUCCGAUCAAUAUAUCAUGCAUGACCUUAUCAAUGAUCUAGCAAGCUUUGUAUCAGGAGAAUUUUGUUUUAGGUGGGAGGGCAGUGAUUCACCCAACAAUUUGAGCAAGACUCGUCACUUUUCAUGUAUGUCGGGAUAUCUUACUGCAGAGCCUGGUGGCCUAGAGAUGUUUGAGGCUUUACAGCAAGCUAAACAUUUGCACACCUUUCUACAAUUAGAUCCAUAUUCGUCGGUGUUGUCGAUAAUAGCUCCCUACAAGGCGAACAAAGGACUCUACGAGGCAUUGCCAAAGUUUCAAUGUUUAAGAAUGCUUAAGUUAUCAUGGUACAAAAACAAGAAAUUGCCUGAUUCAAUUAACAACUUGAAACAUCUUAAGCACUUGGACUUGUCUUACAGUUCCAUCCGUAAGUUACCUGAUACAAUUUGUACUUUGUAUAACUUGCAAGUAUUGUUGUUGUCAGACUGUGGCUACCUUACUGAACUGCCAGCCAACUUGGGAAGAUUGAUCAACUUGAGCCAUCUGGAUAUUGACUGUACACCCUUGGAAAAGAUGCCACCGUACAUGGGUAAUUUGAAAGACCUCCAGAUGCUACCAGAGUUUGUGCUAGACAAACACACUGCUGGGGAUAAUUUGCCAGAGUUAAAGAAUCUUCAAAAUUUGCGUGGAAGUCUUCGUAUCUCAGGGCUUGGGCAUAGCAGCGGUUUGGAGGCCUACAUACUGAGGGACAAGAAGUUUCUUAAGGAACUGGUUUUGGAUUGGGGAGAAGAAGAGGAAACAGAAGAAGAAGAAGAGUCAAGUGAAGAAGGCAAUAAUACUGUAGAAGAAGUGCUUGAGAAGCUCCAACCUCACCUGGAUUGGGGAGAAGAAGAGGAAACAGAAGAAGAAGAGUCAAGUGAAGAAGGCAAUAAUACUGUAGAAGAAGUGCUUGAGAAGCUCCAACCUCACCUGAAUCUGGAAAGGCUUACAAUUAUAGAUUAUGGAGGCAAAAUGUUUCCAGGUUGGUCAGAAUAUUAUUCUUCCUCUGCUCUUGUUUAUCUUAGACUUUUUAAUUGUCAGAAUUGUAUCUCCUUGCCACCAUUGGGACAACUACCUUCCCUCAGAGAGCUUGAAAUUCGGGAGUUGAGUGGGUGGCAAGAAUGGUCUGAUGUUGGAGGUGACGAUAUUGAAAGUGGGGUUUUUCCUAAUCUAGAGAAACUUGACGUGGGUGACUGUCCCAAUCUUACUGGGAGAUUAGCAUCAGACAGUCUCCCAUCUCUUUUGUCUUUGAAGUCAUGGAAGUGCCCAGAAUUUGAAUGGUUUCCGGAAGAUGGAUUCCCGUCAAAGUUAAAAUCACUUUGGAUCGGGUACUGUAAAAAAGUGAAUGCAGAGAGCGUGCAGAAUCUGAACAAGGGUCUCCGAACACUCACCUCUCUUGAAGAAUUGUCACUUGAUUUUGACAGCAGCGAAAAAUUAGACUGGUUUGCGGAGGAGCUGUUUCCCAGCACUCUCACAUAUCUUAAGAUUCGCCGUUUGAAUUGUGAGACCAUCGACGGCGCCAAGUGGUUUGGCCAUCUCAACUCUCUUCAAAAAUUGGCUAUUUGGGACUGCCCUAGACUCCGGUGCUUGCCAGAUAGUGGGCUAUCCACUUCCCUUCAACACUUGGAGAUUCUGGAUUGCCCUGCUCUGCAGUGCUUGCCAGAUAGUGGACUACCCUCUUCUCUUUCUGAUCUACUUAUCCGUGGUUGCCCUUUGCUUCAGAAACGGUGCCAAAGAGAGACGGGUGAAGAUUGGCCCAAGAUUGCUCACAUCAAGGACUUAGCUAUCUAAGAUCCUAUUGGCCAUGUCUUAAAGGGCUUGCAUAUUCUGUGUAUAAGAUCCUAUUGUUUGAACUCAUUGUUGAUUCCUCACUUCUAGGGCCUCGCAUGAACUCAUGAUCGAUGGGUUUGACAACGACAUGCCAUAUGAAGGAGAAACAGACCAUUUCCAUUUCCUACGCAGUUUAGUGGAAAGUGAGCAAAAUUUCUUGAUAUGUUAAGAUAGAGAGAUAGGCCAAGGUUAAGAUUGCUCGCAGGACCAAUAUUGCCAUGUCUUGAUGUCUGAGUUCUUCUCAUCUGCUUGCGGACUGUUCUUUAUCUCCUGCACUCAUUCACACUGUUUCCAAGCACAAUGAAAAUCACAGAGAGCCAAUUUUGGGGUCAAGCUUGUAGUGAUGUUUUUGGUAGUUUUAUGCCAGUGUGAUAUCAGCUCCCUAGACAUUACAAGUUGACAACCGUAUGCAGUGUUGCCUCUAGUGGACCUUGGCCUUGUAUACCUUGUUUGUCUAGGACGUUACAAUGUGCCCAAGGAUCAGUACUGAUGUACACCAUAAGGGUCUUAGGUGGAUGUACUGAAUUUUUUGGUGUUGUAGCUUCUUAGUGUUCAAGGCGCAAUAGUCUAGGCUAGUAGUCAUUUUUAUGUGCAGUCAGCGCACUACUUGAGCAAUGAUUGUAAUAUGAGGGGUGUUUGUACCCUUCAUGCUUGACCGAGUGAGGUCGUAUGAUUUUAUAUCAAUGGAUCAGUCUUCAAUUCCCUUAAAAAAAAAUGAUCUUAUUAAAGCUUGUGGCUUAGGCCCUGCAUUUUGGAAAAAAUGGCUAAUGCAUGUAUCCUGUUACUUUCCAUUCUUUACAUGCAGCAUCUCAUAAUACUUGUAGCUGUUGGACUCUCAUAAAUUUGAAAUCACUUUGCAUAUCAUCUGUAAUUGAAGAAUGACCUUAAAGGUUGUGGCACUUCCAUAUUAUCUCA